AUGGAGCCCUCGUGGAACUCCUCCUCACACAGCCCUCCGCACGCACACUCCGCCUCCAACAUGUCCGCCUCGCUGGUGCCCCCCGCGCAGGACUGGGCGCUCUCCCACUGCCUAGCCCUGCUGGCCAUGCUGCUCAUGGACCUGCUGGCCGUGGUGGGCAACGGCGCCGUCAUGGCCGUGAUCGCCAAGGCGCCGCAGCUCCACAAGUUUGCGUUCGUCUUCCACCUGUGCUCGGUGGACCUGCUGGCCGCGCUGGUGCUGAUGCCCCUGGGGAUGCUCUCCGGCCGGGCCUUCUUCGGGGAGGCGCUGUGCCGCAGCUACCUCUUCCUCAGCGUGUGCCUGGUGAGCGCCGCCAUCCUCUCCAUCUCCGCCAUCAACGUGGAGCGCUACUACUACGUCAUCCACCCCAUGCGCUACGAGGUGAAGAUGACCGUGGGCCUGGUGGCCUCGGUGCUGGUGGGGAUCUGGGUCAAGGCCCUGGCCAUGUCCGUCCUGCCCCUGGUGGCCUGGCUCCUGCAGGGCGGCCGGGGCCCUCUGCUGGACGGGGGCGGGGUGGGGGUGGGGGUGGCGGCGGCCGGCGGGGUCGGAGGAGGCGGCGGCGGCGGCGGGCCCGGGGGCCCCCCGGCGCCGUCCCCGGGGGGCCACAGGCGGUGCUCGCUGCACUGGACGGUGGGGGGCUCCAACCGCCUGGUGUUCAUGGUCCUCUUCACGCUGGUGUACUUCCUGUGCCCGCUGCUGCUCAUCCUGGUGGUGUACUGCAACAUGUUCAAGGUGGCCCGCGUGGCCGCCAUGCACCGCGGGCCCCUGCCCACCUGGAUGGACACGCCCCGCCGCCAGCGGCUGGAGUCCAUCAGCAGCCGCUCCACCAUGGUGACCAGCUCGGGGUCGGGCACGGGCACGGCCCGCGCCACCCCGCACAGGUCCUCCUUCGGCGGGGGCAAGGCGGCGGCCGUGCUGGCGGCCGUGGGCGGCCAGUUCCUCUGCUGCUGGCUGCCCUACUUCUCCUUUCACCUGUACUCGGCGGUGGCGGCCACCCCCCCCGCCGCCCUGGCCUCCCUGGAGGAGGUGGUCACCUGGAUCGGCUACUUCUGCUUCACCUCAAACCCCUUCUUCUACGGCUGCCUCAACAGGCAGAUCCGCGAGGAGCUGGGCAAGCACGUGCCCUGCCUGUUCCGACGCGCCCGCCCGGAGGACGAGGACCUGGACGGCCGCGAGGGCUCCAUCGAGGAGAACUUCCUGCAGUUCCUCCAGGGCACGGGGUGUAACCUCGACCCCCCGGACUCGCAGGGCACGUCCAGCCCCAAGGGAGAGGCGUGCCGCCCCGCGGUCCACGCUCAGGCCACUCAAGCCCCGCAGGCCGUUCCUAUCGAUUUCAGGAUUCCCGGGCAGAUCGCCGAGGACACGGCAGAGUUCACGGAUAGUGAGCACGUGAAAAAAAACAACCAUAUAAUAAAAGACAGUUAG
Molecule: messenger RNA, 1464 nt
Organism: Gadus chalcogrammus (walleye pollock)
Lineage: Eukaryota; Metazoa; Chordata; Actinopteri; Gadiformes; Gadidae
Product: G-protein coupled receptor 61-like
Exons: 1
Coding region: 1-1464 (487 amino acids)
Biological process (GO): G protein-coupled receptor signaling pathway
Cellular component (GO): signaling receptor complex; plasma membrane; endosome
Molecular function (GO): G protein-coupled receptor activity
Source: RefSeq, a predicted model, not a curated record